UUGAGGUUUGGUUUGUUUGUUUGUAUUUGUUUCUGAGUUUAAACUUCGAACUUUUCAGGACCAACUACCAUCUGCAAGGUUUUAUUUAAAUUUAUGGCGAAACGUUGAUAUUCUAGACCAUCGAACAUCAUACGUAGAUUCGGUUAUUGGGUUAUUACCAAUACCAGUGGAUUUAUGUUAACACAUAUCUCAGUUGGAUAACAAAAAAGGCCUUCAAGGUACCUUUACCAUUAAAAAUGAGCCAUGGGUUGGUGCCAAGUAAAAGCACAGUAUAUGUAUCUAAUUUGCCAUAUUCUCUUACCAACAAUGAUCUUCACAAGGUGUUUGCAAAAUUUGGGAAAGUAGUCAAAGUGACGAUUGUUAAGGAUAAAAUAACAAGGAAGAGUAAAGGUGUUGCAUUCGUAUUCUUUUUAAACAAAGAAGAUGCCUGGAAGUGCGCAAGUAGUGUUAAUGGACAAGAGAUGUUCGGUAGAACUCUGAAGAGCAGCAUAGCCAAAGACAACGGACGCAGCACCGAGUUCAUAAAGAAACGGCAGUAUUUGGACAAAUCAAGAUGUUACGAGUGUGGGGAGGAAGGACACCUAAGUUAUGCUUGUCCUGCCAAUGCUCUCGGAGAGCGCCAACCUCCACCAAAGAGAGAGAGAAAACGCAAGAAAAAAGAGGAUGAUCAGAGAGACUACUCGGCUUACGACAGUGACGAGGACUGGAGAGGGCGGCCUGUUAGUACGACAUGUGACACAGAUGGAGAAGAAGAAGAACAGGUAGAGCCAGACUUGGAGACUCUCAGUGCAGCAAUCAGUCUGGAGCAAGAAGCAGCUCAAAAAUAUCAAAGCAAGGUGGAAGCACCAACAGUCAAGAGGAAGAGAAUAAAACAAGAUUCUUACUUUAGUGAUGAGGAGGAGCUGAGUGAAUAGUCAAUAUUUAUUGUAUUUAAGUAUUUCUGCUGUUAUGAAAACAUUGCUUGGUCUCUGGAACGAACACACAGCUGUAAAUUGGUUCAAUUGUUAAAGAAGUGAACGCAAUCAUAGGUAAUCCCCGCUAU
Molecule: messenger RNA, 1042 nt
Organism: Macrosteles quadrilineatus (aster leafhopper)
Lineage: Eukaryota; Metazoa; Arthropoda; Insecta; Hemiptera; Cicadellidae
Product: zinc finger CCHC-type and RNA-binding motif-containing protein 1-like
Exons: 6
Coding region: 237-914 (225 amino acids)
Biological process (GO): mRNA splicing, via spliceosome
Cellular component (GO): U12-type spliceosomal complex
Molecular function (GO): zinc ion binding; RNA binding
Source: RefSeq, a predicted model, not a curated record